AUGACCACCGCCACGAGUGUCUCGGUAAGGCCGACAACCGCCAGCGGAGUGCUGUGCAACAGCUUUCCAAUUGCUGCAGCCACCUCUGUGGCCAGCACGAAGACACACACGCACCCCCUUCCUGAGGUCUCGCGCGGCAAGCGGUCCGCGGAGAGUCUCUCUUGGGUGACCGAGCUCUACGGGCUUGAGGCGUCACCGCCGGCUGUGUUCGCGUCGGUAGCCGCCGAUGGGACCCGAAAGUCGAUCAAGAAGGCGUUGCCGCUUGCCACCACGGCCAAUCCAUUAUCCUUCGCCUCCUCCGGGCAGCUGGGGACGCUGCCGUCCUUGGCGGCGCUGCACAAUCAGAACCAGCGUGUGCCACACAUGCGGUCGCUCACGCCGGCGGAACUAUCCGGCGCCGUUGGUGGCGGGGCGAGCUUCAGCGCGCAGGUACUCAGUGAUGUCUCUGCAGCGUCGUUCAGCGCCACAUUGACGGCGGCAGCGACCAAUGUGACGUCGUUUUAUCGUCAGCGCAAGAACGUCUCGUGGCGUUGCAUGCUGUGCGGCUACCAUGUGCUAGCGAUGGAUCAGGAUGGCGCGCCGCUACCCUUCUCAGCCUCCGCGUUUGGCAACGUUCUUCCGAUGACGUGUCCGCGUUGCAAGAUGAGCCACACAUCGUGGCAGCCGUCAACGCCGUUCAGCGAAGAAGGCAAUCACAUGAACCUGCCGACAACGCUCUCCAAUCGCUACCUUGUGUCGCUUCCCGGCCAGCAGCCACUGCGCGCGAAGGACGCGGAGGCAACAGGCGCGGCUGGACAGCCCGGCGCCGCGGUUGAAACGGCGUCUUCGGUGGUGGCAGGCAGCCGCUCAGCCCAGCGCGUAGGUUUUGUUUCCGCCCUGGCAACUCAGCAGCGCAGCGUCCCGGUCAUCUCCGCUGUCUCCUCGGUGCAGCGUCGCGCCUACUACUGCGGUCGCUGCGGUCGUCGCCUGCUCCGCGUGGACGUGAAUGGAGAAAUCGUGGAUAUGGAUCGCGACAAGGACGGCCAAGUCCUUCCCAUAACGUGCCCUGGCUGUAUGGAGAGCCACAGCGACUGGGUUCUGAAGCCGUACGCCGUGAAUCGAUGA
Molecule: messenger RNA, 1104 nt
Organism: Leishmania major strain Friedlin
Lineage: Eukaryota; Euglenozoa; Kinetoplastea; Trypanosomatida; Trypanosomatidae
Exons: 1
Coding region: 1-1104 (367 amino acids)
Source: RefSeq, a predicted model, not a curated record